UGUUUGCUGAUGAUGGAGGAAGAAGAGGAGGAGGAAGAGGAGGAGGAAGCCUGGCUGCAACUCCGACCGACUGAGCCUUUGCCGACCCAGUGCUGCGGCGGCGCCUGCAAACCCUGCAUAUUUGACAUCUAUCACCAGCAACUCUCUCGAUGGAAAGAAGCCCGGGUCAAGAAAGACAAGAGUCUCCUGUGGAGAAAGAAAGAAGAGAGCCGGCCGUUGGAGCUGAGCCCGGAGACGUUCCUGGCGUUCGGCGUCAGCGCCGUGGAGUGGCUGACCGAGGACACCUGCCAGGUCCGCUUCGCGCUGCCUGGGAAUCGGCAGCUGGGGCUGAGCCUGGGACAGCACCUCAUCUUACGGGGGACCGUGGACGGCCUGGACAUCCAGAGAGCCUACACGCCCAUCAGCCACAGGAAGGCCGAGGGCUACUUUGAAGUUUUAAUUAAGUGCUACGAGACGGGGCUGAUGUCCCAGUAUGUCAAGUCUUGGAAAGUUGGUGAUACGGCGUUUUGGCGAGGACCUUUUGGGGGCUUCCCCUAUAGACCAAACCAGUAUGGUGAGCUCCUGAUGCUGGCUGCAGGCACCGGCCUGGCGCCCAUGCUGCCCAUCCUCAAGGACAUCACGGACGAUGAAAAGGACGAGACGUUCGUCACCUUGGUUGGCUGCUUCAAGACCUUCGAGGGCAUCUACCUGAAGCCCCUCCUUCAGGACCUGGCUCGCUACUGGAACGUUCGAACCUUCUUUGUACUCAGUCAGGAAGAUUCCCUGGACAGGCUCCCCACGAGUUACCGGGAGAAGACCCACCUGGGCCGCCUGGGCCCGGCCCGGAUCCGGGAGCUGGUCGGCUCGUGCCGGAAGAAGCCCUUCGCCCUGGUGUGCGGCCCGGCCCGCUUCAACCAGGACGUGGCCCUGGGCCUGCGGGGGGCCGGGCUGCCCCAGGACGCCCUCUUCUUGUUCUAGGCUCGCUGCGGGGGAGAUGAGAGGAGCCCAGGCCGACCCAGAGAGCUCCUCCCUCACGCCUCCCCUUGCAGGCCUGCAGGGACGGGGAGCUCACCCCCUCUGGGGCUGCCCACUGCCGCAGGGGAUUUUUCCUGACACAGAGCUGAGAUCUGCCUCCAGCUUCCCCCCAGGAGGACCCAAAGGGAGGCUCUGCUGGGACUCUGAGGCUUCUGGGCUGAGCUGCCCGAGGGGCUGGCCACGGGCUCGGGCCCCUCCUGGUUCUGCCUUCAGGGCUGAGCUUAGAAUCUCAGGCCAGAGGAGGCGGGCCAGGGGCAGCUCGUCCCACUGCUGGUCCCUCAAUGGACUCCCCAGUGCCACUGGAGCGGUCAUCCUCCUGCUGUAGAGUACUCCCGGUGACAGAGAGCUCACUACCUCACGAGGCUGCCCAUCCCGGGCCCUCGUUGCUCGCUACGGGCGCCGGGCACCGGCGGGGGCACGGAGGGAGCCUCAGCUCGGGAGGAGGAAAGACAAACGCGCCAUUGCACGCUGCGUCUUCCGAGCCAGCCGGGAUGGCAGGAAAGCCCAGCAGGCUCUGCCCUCCGCACCCCCUUAAAGAGGGUCCUGUGUGCGAGGGGGGGCGGCUCAGGACUCGGGACAGACGGGCCGCAGCUCCCAGCCGCUGGGCCGGGGUCACAAUUCUCAUCACUAAAUAAAGUUUUCUCACCAGACAGAAGCUGGCCCAGACCGUCAUUGAGUAGAAGAGAGCUGGGCCGGCUCCAGAACCGAGUCCCGGGCCGGGGUCAGGGUGGUGCACCCGUGAGGGCGCUGAACGGCAAAGGCGGCAUUUGAACCCAGGACCUCUGUGUCUGUCUGAACCUGCCCUUCCCUCUUCACACGCUGCCCGAGGGCCGGCCGCAGGCUCCAGCCCUUCCUGCCAGGCCCUCCUUCCCUUCUCAGG
Molecule: messenger RNA, 1894 nt
Organism: Gracilinanus agilis (Agile Gracile Mouse Opossum)
Lineage: Eukaryota; Metazoa; Chordata; Mammalia; Didelphimorphia; Didelphidae
Gene: CYB5R5
Product: NADH-cytochrome b5 reductase-like
Exons: 6
Coding region: 10-957 (315 amino acids)
Molecular function (GO): oxidoreductase activity
Source: RefSeq, a predicted model, not a curated record